GCGCGGGUGGGGCCGCUGCGUCUCGGGAACUAUUGCGGGUUUCGCAGCUCGGUGGCGCAGUUUGAUGGGACUUCGCUUGCACUAGAUGGGCGUCUUAUUGGGCCGAAGAAGAUGGCGACGCUACGUCAGCAAAAGGUCGCGCACUUCAAGGAGCUCAUGAAGCAAUCUGGUCAGGGCGCGGCGCGCUCCUUCCAGGAUGGGCCGCGGCAUUUCUCGCGGGCCGAUGCGCGUAGGGCCACUGGCGGAAUUGUCAGGCUCGGCAAGAAUGGGGGGAUCAG
This is a messenger RNA of Prorocentrum cordatum, 278 nucleotides long. The record is from the annotation of a GenBank genome assembly. NCBI's taxonomy places the organism in Eukaryota, Dinophyceae, Prorocentrales, Prorocentraceae.